Messenger RNA from Capsella rubella, 1531 nucleotides. Its product is annotated as F-box/FBD/LRR-repeat protein At1g51370. Gene Ontology annotation, molecular function: protein binding. Lineage: Eukaryota; Viridiplantae; Streptophyta; Magnoliopsida; Brassicales; Brassicaceae. The record is from RefSeq and is a predicted model, not a curated record. Bases 167 to 1471 code for a protein of 434 amino acids. The transcript is spliced from 4 exons.
AGCCAUUAUUAAUUCACCGCGACACAGUGGUCUAAACCUAAAGGCACAUACUUGACUUUGGAGGAAGAUGAAUAGGUCAUUAAACUCAGAGUUUAAACCCUGACCUAUUCGUUUGAGCAUACACCUUCGGAAGACGAAUAGAUUUGAUUAGCUUGAAGAAAGAGAAAUGGUAGGUAGAAAGAAAAGGACCCAAAACUGUGACAAAGUGUCACAUGAGGAAGAUAGGAUAAGUCAGUUACCGGAACCGUUGAUAUCUGAAAUACUUUGUCAUCUUUCUACAAAGGAUGCUGUAAGAACAAGUGUUCUGUCUACAAAAUGGAGAUAUCUUUGGAAAUGGGUUCCUGGAUUGGAUGUGGAGUUCAACACAUUCCCAAACAACGAUUUGUUUGUGAGUUUCCUUGAAAGGUUUUUUGUUUCCUGCAAGGAGUCAUGGAUACGUAAACUCCGGUUAAAUAUCUGUGAUCCUUAUCGUAAGUGUGAUCUCAACUCAUGGAUUGAUUUUGUCACCACUACGCCUAGACUUCGACAUCUUGCUGUUAGCUAUUGUCCCACUAAUGAGAUACCCCUGAGCAUAUAUAAGUGCAAGACAUUGGUACACUUGGCACUUGUUCGGGUCGCCUUGGCUGAUGCCGAGAUUGCUGUUUCCUUUCCUUGUCUGAAGAUCAUGCAUUUAGAAGACGUUGUAUAUCCCAAUGAGACCAUGUUGCAGAAGCUUAUCUCAGGCUCUCCAGUUCUGGAAGAUUUAAUGAUCAGCACAUAUAUGUCUCGUAAGGCAAAGGUUUUACAAGUGCUCUCUCAUACGCUAAAGAGAAUGAACAUCGAUGAGUCUACUGAAUUUGUGAUUGAUGCACCUUUACUCCAGAGUUUGAGGACUACGAUUCACUUAACAAAGAACUUCAAGAUCAUCAAUGUGGGCUUCCCUACGAAAUUGGAUAUUGAUGUCGUCUAUGGCAAUUUGACAUACGGUAAAAGCUUGAUUCACGACAUCCUCACCGAUAUUUCAAGGGUUAGAGACCUAGUGAUUACUAAUGUCAUUUUGAAGGAAAUCUUUUCAAACUCCAACUCAGGACCGGUGCUCCAGUUUCGUGACUUAUCUAGUUUGAAUGCUAAACUUUGUAAAUCUGAUCUUGAAAUGUUACCAACAAUUCUUGAGAGCUGCCCAAAACUUGAAUCUUUCACAUUGGAAUUGGUCAAGGACCCAUCCAUGAUAAAGAAAGAACCAAAUGUGGUGUUUUCAGCAGUGCCUCAGUGUUUGGUAUCAUCGCUUAAGUUUGUAGAAUUGAAACGGUUAACCCCAAGGUUAAGGUAUGAAGGAGAAAUGGAGCUAAUAAGAUACUUCCUGAAGAAUUCAAAAGUCCUGAAGAAACUAAAGCUCAAUGUUUACUACACGAAAAAGGCAAAGUGUGACUUCCUUACAGAAGUCGUUGCAUUGACAAGAUGCUCUAGCGCUUGUGAAGUCCUUGUUCUUUAAAUUACUUAAAAAGAUAUUUCUUCACAUUUCGUUUUAAUUUUAAUUUUAAUUUUAGCAAAA